Messenger RNA from Pundamilia nyererei, 497 nucleotides. It is a transcript of the gene thrsp, whose product is annotated as thyroid hormone responsive. The annotation marks the transcript as partial. The transcript has a single exon. Gene Ontology annotation, biological process: regulation of lipid biosynthetic process. Gene Ontology annotation, cellular component: cytosol. The record is from RefSeq and is a predicted model, not a curated record. Lineage: Eukaryota; Metazoa; Chordata; Actinopteri; Cichliformes; Cichlidae.
CUGGCUCUGAGACGAUACAGCUCAGCCGUCAGUGAAAUGGAGCAGACCAUUCUUCUGCCAAGCCUGCUGAGAGACAUGCCCUCAGACGAGGUGUGGGACUGUGAAGCUGCAGAAGAGACCUGCAAAGACCUGUUCAGCAACUACUUGAUGCUCAAAGCCAUACGGACCACAGUGGAGAGUGGCCUAAUUCGCCUGGACGAUCACAAGGCCAAAAACAACAUAGCACUAAACAAGACCCUGGAGCCUCUCUUGGACACAGAUCCUGAAGCCCUCUUCCACUUCCACGUGAGAGGACUGUUUUCUGUGAUGAGUGACCUCACCAAGAAGACGCAGACUCUCACUGAGAAAUACAUGGACAUUAUUGGGAUAGCAAAUUAGUCACAAAACCUAAGAUAUGUGGACAUCUGUUUUUAAGAGAGUCAUCUAAGACACCCAACCAUUGCAAAUGUCUGAAAUGUUUACAUUCAGUGACCCCAGACAAACCUAAUGAAUAAGGA